This is a messenger RNA of Anisakis simplex (herring worm), 216 nucleotides long. Lineage: Eukaryota; Metazoa; Nematoda; Chromadorea; Rhabditida; Anisakidae. The record is from the annotation of a GenBank genome assembly.
AUGAGUUCUACUCCCGAAAAGCGUUGGGACUCCGAAAGGGUCCGAAAAAAAGAGUCUUGGUGGUCAUCGACAAGACAGAUUUUCAGCGGUGAUCAAUUCCGGUCGGUGGUCACCGAGGUUCGUUUUGCCGAUACCACCGACCGAUCGAUCAGUCAUGUUCUGUUUUGGUCGGUGGCCGUCGAAUUUCAGCGUAUAGCGACCCGAAUCUACUUCUAA